Molecule: messenger RNA, 189 nt
Organism: Aureobasidium uvarum
Lineage: Eukaryota; Fungi; Ascomycota; Dothideomycetes; Dothideales; Saccotheciaceae
Source: the annotation of a GenBank genome assembly
AUGGGAAAUAUGAAGGACAACAAUGUCGAGUUCGUCGAGGAGCUCGAGCACUCGAAGACGCUCGAUCACACGCAGACGCUCGAGCAGGUCACGACGAUGGGAACAGUCAAGUUGACUGACGGCGCCGUUGUCUACAUCCCUUCGCCCACUGCGGACCCUCAAGACCCUCGUACGUGUUCUGAUAUCUAG